GGAGAUGCCAGACAUUGCCCUUAACAUUGCUGGAAGUGUCGCGCGGGAAACAAAAGGGAGUGUGGAGUCAACAGACACGCGCUCCAUCCCAACCCAUCAAGCCAUGAGAGAGAGAAAGAGAGAGAGAGAGAGAGGCAGAAAGAGAUAAAUCGGCUGCACAGGGACGCAGGCAGAAAUAUUCACCGUCGGGUUGAGCGACGCUCCCCGAAAAAGAAAAAACAACUCCACGCCAGGAGCUGAACUCCAACCCGGGAGGAUAACAAAAUUAAUGCACAUUAUUAGAUCAUAGCAAUAUUGAUUGCCUAUAUCGUAUACAACGCCUCCGAGCGGGGGUUUUGUUUUUUGUAAUCGGAGGAGAGAGAGAGAUACAUAUCUUAUUGGAGGGGAACGAGUCUGACCACUGAGAUGUCGGAAGCUUUGUCACAGGAAGAGAGACUCCGGGCCAUUGCUGAGAAGAGAAAGAGAGAUGCUGAGAUUGAAAACAAAAGAAGACAACUGGAGGAUGACCGCAGACAACUCCAGCAUCUUAAGUCAAAGGCACUGAGAGAGCGAUGGCUUUUGGACGGAGCGCCAUCCAGUGGAGAGGAUGAGGCACAGAAACAAUUAAAUGAGGAUGAAGUCAAAGCCAAACUACUGGAAAAGACCAUCCUCAGAUUAGAGCAGGAGAUUGAUGAACUUGAGAGUGGUGAGCCUGUGAAUAAAGGAGAUAAACAGGGCAAUGAAAAUGCACCUGAUGGUCAAGUAAAGGUUGAGAAUGGCCUACAGCAGCCCAGCCCCAAAGCCGACCAAAACACCAAGAAACAGAUCACAGGCAUAGAGGCCAAGCUGCAGUGCACCAACCCUGAUGUAGCCAUAGAGAAUGCCAGCGCAGAGAACCCAGUCACCAUGGUGUUUAUGGGCUACAAGAAUGUAGAGGAUGAAGCAGAAACCAAGAAAGCUCUGGGCAUUGAGGAAACAGUGAAAGCUGAAUUUGUGGUCAUCGAGGAUGGGGAGAGCAAAGGAGGAAAUGAGGGGGCUAAGGGGGACCAGGCUCCCCCCAACGGCAGCACCUCCAGUCCUGACAAAGCUCAGGGUGAGGCUAAGAAAGAUGAAUCAAAAGAAGAAGGCAAUUCAAAAGAAAAGCAGCCAUGCAAGUGCUGCACAGUCAUGUGAGUCCGGCCGCUCAUUCUGAAGUUCAAACUCUCACGGAAAACAUAACGCAACAAUGAAUAAGUAUACACUGUAUACUUACGAUUAACUUUUGUUGUCUAGUAUGUAUUUCUUUUUUUAUUUCUAUUAAUAUUUUUCUAUAUUUCUGUCUUGACAUUUAUAUAUCUAUAUAUACAUAUAUUUUCAUUAUGUAAUGUUAUGAAGUCCAGUAUUUUGCUUGUUGAAGAGAAAAAUGAGGACCACAACCGACUCCACUUUAAGCAAUGACGUGGUUAAAAGAACAUUUUGUGGCCCUCAACCUUAUUUUAUUUUAAGAUAAACAUCUCAAUAUAUGAACAUUUAGCUAUUUAUCACCCGUAUGCAUUUGUGUUUUUAAAAGAUUACUUUAUUACUCAAAGAAAAUGACUAUAUUGAUAUUAUUAUGUUAUAAUGCCUUUUAAUAUAUAUUUUGAGCCUUUAAUUCUAUUUUUUUUUUCCAAAUAAUUUGAGACCACUGUGAACACUGGUACAUAGAGUGUAGUCUUUGUCCACAAUCGUACAUUAUGCAUUACACCUCAUCAUAGGCCAAUAUAUUUGUAAAUAUGAUUCAAUUAUUUAUGAAUGUUCAUGCUAUAAUAGAAUACAUUUAAUCAUGUUGUUUAAAAAAGCUGGCUAUAUCUACCCCAGAUCCCUACUUUAAACCACAGCAACUAUGUGCUUUAACAGUAAACCACUUUUUAUAGGCCAAACACUAAUAAUAACUAUAAAGCUAUCUCCUUUAUAUGGAAUAUCAUUUAGUUAUACUGUAAUUGUAACAAUAAUACUUUUUUAAGUGUAGGUCCUUUUGUCUUUCAAGGCAUUCGUGUAAUAGCCCACACUGUUAAAAUGCAUUUUUACAGUAUAUUAGACUUUGCAAAAUACAUUUUUCUAAUAUUUUAAGAAAAAAGAAAAACUAAUUGAGGAUUUAAGCAUUUUAAUGUUUGUAUUAACAGCUGGUUGCUGUAAAUUGGUUGCCCCUUUCAAAUAACAAGUGUUCAAAUGUUUAGGUCAAAUCACUUAUUGGCGUGAUUAAAAAAUCUGAUCUGGGGUCUAAAACAUGUUUCUCAUUCCAAGACAAACAGCUUUGUAAAUGUAGUAUUGCUGUCUUUCUGAUAUUUCAAUUUAACAAAUAUUUUAUUUGUGUAUGACAGUAUGUGUUGUGGAUAUCAAAUAAUGUCAUGAGUUUUUGGUGCUUUAUUGGUAUGCCCAAUGCCUGUUAUGGUCCAAGUGUUCAAAUCAGGAACAAUGACAAUAAACAAAAAUGUUUGUUUACAA
This is a messenger RNA of Paramisgurnus dabryanus, 2442 nucleotides long. RefSeq names its product paralemmin 1b (gene palm1b). Gene Ontology annotation, cellular component: membrane. NCBI's taxonomy places the organism in Eukaryota, Metazoa, Chordata, Actinopteri, Cypriniformes, Cobitidae. The record is from RefSeq and is a predicted model, not a curated record. Gene Ontology annotation, biological process: regulation of cell shape.